Messenger RNA from Glossina fuscipes, 7095 nucleotides. RefSeq names its product UHRF1-binding protein 1-like. The record is from RefSeq and is a predicted model, not a curated record. The coding region runs from base 323 to 4990 and encodes 1555 amino acids. Lineage: Eukaryota; Metazoa; Arthropoda; Insecta; Diptera; Glossinidae. The transcript has 24 exons.
GAAAAGAAUUGAGAAAUAGUUACGUGAAAUUUAGCAAAAUUUAUGUGCAUUCGACUAAACAAAAAAUUAAAUAAGUGCAAAAAUUCGCAAUGGAUGCGAAUGUAUGCGUGUAUCUCGAUUCACAAGUUCUUUGUGGUUUAAACAAGUGAGAAGGAUAAAAAAAAAUUAAGUAAAAUAAAAAUAAAAGAAUUCAAUCCAUAUUUUUAAUAAGAAAAAAAUUAAUGAAAAGUUCACUUUCCGCAUUUAAAAUCAAAUGAUUUCAUUUGUCAAUCUCUAUUAUUAGUUAACGUAAAAUAUUGGAAUUUCAUUUUGUACAUGAAAAAUGGUUUCGCUUAUUAAAAAUCAAUUGCUGAAACAUCUAUCAAUAUAUACAAAAAAUUUAUCUUCCGAUAAAAUCAAUCUUAGUACAUUUAGGGGAGAAGGUGAACUGUCCAAUUUACAAUUGGAUGAGGCCGUUCUUACGGAAUUAUUAGAAUUGCCAUCAUGGUUGCGUUUGACAUCGGCCUGGUGUAAUCACGUAUCGUUUCGUAUUAGUUGGACUAAGUUGAAAAGUGUACCAAUUUACUUGACGCUUGACGAGGUUAAUAUUACAGUAGAAACCUGUGAUCCCAUUAGUAGGUUACAGGAUGCUAAAUCGCCUAAUGGUGGUGGCAGUACUGGUAGCGGUGGUGGAAAUUUGCCACAAGUACCUCAAGGCAAAUACAGUUUUAUACACAAAGUUAUUGAUGGCAUUACAAUAACUGUGAAUACAGUGAAUGUAAAGUUUCUCAGUGCUGCCUUUACAGCCUCUGUCCAGAUGUCUCGUAUCCGAGUAGAAUCGAAAACGCCUAAGUGGGCAAAUGGUGAUUUACGUGUAACGCGUCUUAAAGAUCCAUAUAAAGGGAUUAUAUUAAUUUUCAAAGAAUUGUCUUGGCAAACGGUACGCAUUGAGGCAAGUUCCACGCAAGACAAAUCUCUGACACCGCUGCGUUUAUUGACAAAUCAAGCGCGCUGCCGCAUAACUAUACGAAAACGUUUAUCUGAUUGUACAUUAUUGGCUUCCCGGCUUGUUUUAAUAUUGGAUGAUUUGCUAUGGGUGUUAACGGAUUCCCAACUGAAAGCAGCCUUGCAUUUUGUAGAUUCCCUGUCGGGGCUUAUAAAAGCUGCCACUCACGCCACUCAAAAGUCAAGCGCUGCAAGGAAAUUGGAAACUCUGCCAGAGUACCAAGCUCAGUUGGCUCAGCAGCAGUCACGCCAAAGCGAUGGUACACAUAUGACCAGCAACACGCAAAGAAUGUUUAAUGCUUUUGACGUACGAGAGACCUCCUAUCACUUCUUUAGUCAACGUAUCGAUUUACAUUUGUGUGACGAUGAGGGUGAUGGUCGCUCUAGUUACCCGGAAUUGAUUAAGGGAGGAGCAUUGCAAAUUUCGGUACAAGCAUUCCAAGUGGAUUAUUAUCCGUAUCAUUUGGCGAAAUCGGAUAGAUCUCAUUGGGCUAAAUACCGAGAAGCUUCCGUCUCACCUGCUUUGUGGCUAAAAGAAUCCUUAAAUACUUUCCGGGAAGCGGUACUAAAUUUAUGCCAACCAAAUCGUCCUUCAUCUCAUGCUCCAUUGGAACGCUCCACACCGAAUUCUCCGCUCACUUUAAAUGCCGCCAUGUUAAAUACCCAGUUUAGUACAGCGGGAACGCCGACAAUACACAGGCAAAGCCAUGGCUCAUCGACUGGCAGUAAUACGCCCACUCAAACACCCGGUAGCGCUGGCUCUGCUCAUUCAUCGGCUAAUGGCUAUGGUAUGCAGAGCAAUCAACAGAAAUCAAUUUUAGAUAAUUUAGCGAAACUUAUGAGUUCGUGUGUUAUUCUACGCGUUGAAGAUUUUCAAUUGUUUCGCGUUACAACCGCUGGCCGAAAACAAAUGCCUAAGGAGUUUAUAUCAGCCCAACAUAAAAGGAAAAUUAAAACAGGAGAUAAGGAUCGUUAUUCUUUUCCUGCAGACAUGCCUAUUUUACAUGCUGAAUUUACAUACUUCUACUAUCCCGGUGAUUUUAUAUUUCCACUACCGCCCUCGAAAAUAUUUGUACACAUUAACCCGUUGCAAAUACAUUUUGAUUUGAGUUCAAUUUUAUGGCUGAACUCGUUUGGUUUAAAUCUGCAUGAAAGUCUGAUGCGAACAGCUCAUGUCGGUUCACCCGUUUCUAAUCCAACCAGUCGUGCAUCGCCUUUGUCGACGAUAGGUUCACAAAGUACUACCUUAAAGGGCUCGUCUAAGAUAGCAUUGUAUCCGGCUGAGGUUCCAAGCGAGCCAAACUAUAUGUACAUGGACGUUAAAGUUGAAGCUAUAAUGCCACGAAUUGUUAUCGAGUCAACGGUCGAUAUGCCACAUCAAAAGGAUCGCCCGAGAAUGAUGCAAAUACAGAUAUCACGUUUUGCACUUACAAAUAUCCGUGAAACGGGUUCGUCACGUGCCGAUCUUGCACAAGCUUUGCAUUCUUUGCAAGAGGGUUCAUUAGUGUUCGGCAACGGUUUUCCUUCGGCUAAAAAUGAUAUGUGUAUAGUAACCGAUCGUAUAUUAUCGCAUGUGGCAGCUACUGACGUUGCCGCCACGAAUGGAUUAAUGCCGGAUGGGACGGAAGGAGUAGGAUUGACGGACGCUUCAGUUCGGAAUUCAAUACCAAAAUCCGCCUCGACCCAGUGCCUCACACGCUAUGCCAUGUGGUCAGAGCCGCGUGAUGUCUGGUGUAUUAAACUCGAUCCGGUAUGGAUUGAUUUUCUCGGUGCCCGCUCACUGAGCGCCAAUAAAGCCAUACCUUUCAUUGAUGCAGUACCUAUAACAUUAUGGUUACACUCUGGCACCGGCACUACUGGUUCCGAGUCAUCGCAAAGCGUUGGUGGUAGUGUUUGUCACAAAGACGGCGGCGAUGACGGCGGCUCUGAUACGCUAUUGUUCACAGCGAAAGGUCCCUCCGUCGAGGCGAAUAACAAAAACAAAUUGCCACGCAAUCCUUUCCUAGAUAGCGAAGAGGACAUCUACUUCGAACGUAAAUCGCAAACAUCUUCUGAACACAACGAACGAACCGCUGAUUUGCACGCAAUAGCCCACAUUUCAAAUCUGAUAAGCUUGCAAAUUGAUCACUAUCAGUACUUGUUCCUUUUGCGAUUGGCCGAAGAACUAAACGAGAUGACCACAUUUCUAUCCAUAGAUGCUGAACGAAUUUUGCACAAGCAUAAUAAUAAAAAAUCUCUAAUAUUUGGUUGCGUGAUACCGCAAGUUGAAAUUACUUUUGUAAUGCCGUCCCCUACACCCGGUAAGGAAUCAAGUGGUGGUGACGCCGAAAGUGUCUUACCCGAUUCAGCUAGUUUGGGUGAUGAUUUACAUAUAAAUAGUGCAAACAUUGUGUGGCCGACGCCACCGUCGUUGGAUCCUGUUAAGAAUAGUAUAUUUGGCAGCGUAGAAACACCGUCUCCCAUUACCAAUGAAGCGCCGCCCUAUGAUAGUGUCAUACAUAUUUCAAAUCCAAAUACCCACGGCCACAAUGUACACAUACAAAAUACUACUGUUGUGUCUUCUUCCUAUAUGAAUCAAACGUCUACCAGAGCGGACACUGGAGUUCAUACUCAAUCAACCACCUCAUCGUCGACAAAAAGUUAUAGAUCGACACGCAAUUCAACGAGCGAUGCUACUAGUUUAACUAAAGAAAUUAAUUCAGGACUUAUGUCUAUGAAAAAAGGUUUCUCUAGUUUUAUGACUUCCAUUGAUUCAGCCAUUACCUCCAGAACUACGAUAAACGAUGAUGUUAGUGACACGUUUUCUAUACAAAGCGAUAUCAGUUCGGAUUCGGAAAACUUUGCUAUUGUUAUGGGCGAUGAUAAAACUAUGGAUUGUAUAGAUGUUAUGUUUAGACUAAACCCUUUUAAUAAUGAAAGCAAUAUAAAAGUUUCACCAGUAGAAGUCGCCAGUGAAGUUUAUGAGGAGCCUGCCUGUAAAACUAAUUUAAGUUCGCCUUCAGAACCGUCAGAAGCCAGUACAUGGCGUAGACGUGAUCUCGUUUCGAUGGCCACAUUUAGAUUAACUACCGUCGAACUGAUCCAACAAAACGAAGGUAACAAUUCCACCUUGCGUGUUCAAGUGGCUGCCAUAUCAUGCGAUGAGUGUGGUGCGAUACCCUGGGAUGAAUUGCAGAAUGCUCUGCAAGCCAAAAAGACAAAGUUCGGUGCACGCUGUAAAGCGUGGAAUUUGGCUCCGUAUAAUCCAGAAGCACCACCAUGUUUACGUCUACGACUAGAAGAGACUUUAAAGCCGCCACCGAAAGAGAAUAACGGUCACGUAAUAGAUAAGAAAAGCAUCGAAAGCUGGCUAACGCAAAAUGCUGAUAUGCGAAUUAACGAUGUAUGUUUAAUUGUUAAUAUGAGUACAAUUAUUGGUUUGGCUGAUUUAGCGGAAGAUGAAAUCAUUGCCUCGAACAUUUUGCCUUUAAAUAUAACAUUAGAAAAUGUACGCAUCAACUUAAUUGAAGAUCGUCCACCAGUUAAUAUUACCUCACCAGGUCCAGUACCUCUUAAUUUAGCCAUAGGUCGCAUGCAUGUCAAACGUGACAAGAACGGCAUUUUACAUAUACAGCCAAUAGAAACAAAUUUGAAUGAAAUGGCUGCUUCGAGCUAUCCUUUAACGGCGGCGCUUUUUAAACAGCCGGAUACCAUACAACGAGAACGUGAACGGGAUCGUGAACUCUUGUCCCUACAAUUGAUUAUGCAACAAAUUAAGUUGGAAAAUGAUAAUUUACGCAAGCAGUUACAAAAUGCCAAAGACAAUUCCGAGAAUUAUCGGCAAAAAACUAAGCAAGAAUCUGAUACUUUACGUUCCUAUUUAAAAGCAGCUCAAGAUGAGAUAAACAUGUUGGUGGAAGAGAACAAAGCUUUGGUAGACAACAUACGUUCCUUAAAGUCUGAAGUUAACACACAACACGGGACUAAAGCUCCAAGAGACUACUUUGAAUGUGACAAAGAAAACUGAAGGCAACAACAGGUAGCACAACUGCAUGGAUUGCAUACAAUGCUGCGGAGAAAAUAACAAUCCAUAAUCGACCUCGUUUUUGUACUACCAUAACUACUACACACUACCAUGUAUUAAAUCCAUAUAAAAUAUUCCAUAUAUUGUAAAUAAUUUAAAAAAGCUAUUCAUCAUUUUUCAUUUAUUUUUAUUUUUUUUUAUUUGAUUUUUGCUACAAACAUAUAUACAUAUAUAUAUAUAUUUUCUUAAAACUUGUCCUUAGUAACUUAUCUUCCUAAUAAUUAUAUUUUUAAUUAAUCAUAUUUAUGUUAUAAGAAGGCAAUAUACUGUAAAAGUUUAUUUAGAUACCAAUCAAUUGUCGAUUUGAAUCAAAUUCAGCCAGAUCGAGGAGAGAUUGUAUUGAAAUUAUAGCUAUCCCUGACGAUGAUUUGGUGGAUAAUAUCGCGCCAUUAUUUCUCUUGAAAACACAUCCGUUCGACUUGCACUUAAAUCGUGAAUCAAUAAUAGGUCCACCGGAAAGCUCGACUCGUUUUUAUAAUAAAACAAAAUCCCAGUUUCCGAGUAUGGUCUGCAUUGAUUUCUUGAGCUGAAUUGAGUCUUUCUGGUAGCGUGAUACUCUGACACGAUUUUGACAUUAUUGUCGUCGAUCAGAGAGGCUUACCAAAAACGUCAAAAUAACUUAUUUGAAAUUUUUCGAACCAUCUUCUGAAUGCUUAUCAGAAACCGUACCUUCGCCAAAGACUUUCACGCCUCGGCAGCAUUUCUUACUUGUUGGAAUUCGUACAAAAUGCAGUGGCGUAAAUACACUUUAUUAGCAGCCAUGGUUACCUCGCUCGCGUCCCACUUAUUGCUAACAUGAAUCAUUUUCGUUUUAGUUCGUGUGCUAGCACCUUAUAUAUACAUUCAGCGACGGGAAGAUGGAGACAAAUAUGCCUCAAACGAGCAUGUGCAUACUUAUUGACAGAAUUUUCCGGUGGACUUAAUAUAAGCAUUCGAUCGUUGUUUCUACUUAAAAAUGAAGCGAAUAAUAUAAGGUGAAGGAACAUUUUGGUACAAACAAUUUAAGCUUCUGGGUACUGUUACGUUUUUUUUUAUAAUUUUCCUUUUUUUUAUUGAUCACAACGGGCGACAUUUUUCCCUUACUUUUGUGUGCAGACGAGCGAAAUGUGGCUAUGCUGCAUUCUCGACCUCUAAUUUAUCCAAAAAAAAAAAAAAAAAAGGGAGAAGUAAACUACGUCUGGUCAAUGGGAUUCGAUUCUAACUUUGCUGAAAUUACAAGUUUUUGAGUUUCAGGAUUCAUCGCCUUUGAAGGCAAUGGAGUAGACUUGGAAUAAGAGAUUUAAAAACGCAGAAAAUUAAAAUGGUCUUACUUUUUGGACAUAGUAGUAUAGGAUGAAAUGAAGAUUCCAUGCUUAGUUUCAGUUGAAAUUAUGAAAAUGAUCGAAAUCACUGUAAUCACCUUCCGUGUAUACCUACUAUUACUAGUUUUCAUCAAUUCAUCAUUUUUUCUCUUUUUUUCUUUGGGUAUAUAAAGGCUUCUUGAGCCAACCUUUUAUUUACAAGGCAUAAUCUCUACAGCGUCCUUCUUUAAGAGUUCCCGUUGUUGACUUUAAGUUUUAUAUGAUUCUUUGUGAGGCUAUGCGCUUUACCAGAGAAACCAUAACUGUUAAUUUAUUAGAAAACAAAGACGCAAACCGAUCACCCUGCCCCUAGAAAGGGCAGUUAGUCAAUAGAUUCUGGUCAGAACUUUAUGCACCGUCGCAAUAAUUUUUCGAUUCAUCAGUGUUUAGUUAAAAGAACACUGCGAAGUCCAUACGUUCGUCACUAGGAUAAGUUAACACUAUCUCACGUGAAGUUACUUCAUAUACGACGAAAUUGUAAUAAUAGUUUUUUGCAAUAUUUGCAAAUUUUUGUAAAAAAUAUUUGUUAAAAUGUUCGAUUUCUCACGAUUUCACCAUAAAGAACAGUAGUGACAUAAUAUUGGUUGAGUGAAGUAAAUGAAAAAGUAGCGUCCCUUUGUAAUGAUUAUAUACACAUCAUUUAGAUUAAUAAAGUUUUAUUUACACUCAAUAACGAGCUUGCAAAUAAUAUUUUAAAUUCAUAUUUUU